Messenger RNA from Chrysoperla carnea, 493 nucleotides. RefSeq lists its product as uncharacterized. NCBI's taxonomy places the organism in Eukaryota, Metazoa, Arthropoda, Insecta, Neuroptera, Chrysopidae. The record is from RefSeq and is a predicted model, not a curated record. The transcript has 2 exons. The coding region runs from base 163 to 429 and encodes 88 amino acids.
UGAAAGUUUGCAGAUUUGUAUGCUAUAAUUUUGAUAUACGUUAAAAAGUUUUUGACAAAUUAUUAUCACAUAUAUUCAACCAGUUUUCUGUAUUGUUGGAUGUGAGUGAUAUAACUUCUUUUUUUUUUUAUAUAUAAGUGGUAAAAAUUAUGUAUUAAGAAAAUGGUUACUCAAACAAUAUUUAUUUUAUUACUGGCUAUUUGUGUUGGUUUGGCUUAUGAUCCAGAUGAUCCAAAAGUGGAAUCAGUUAUACCACCAGCUGGAACAUUUGAAGCAUUUUAUCCACGUGGUCCACCGGCUGGAUCAUCAAGAGCACCACAUGGUCAUGGAAGUUACUACAAACAUUUAAAUCCUGCUUUAGUCGAUGCCAAAAAUUCAGCAGCUUAUGGUUUUCGUUUUGAUGGUGGUCGACGUUUUAACUACGAUUAGCUACAAUUCCAACGAAUAGUUAAAAUUCUUUGUAAAUUUUUGUAAAAUAAAUAGCAUUAACUUA